AUGGGGUUCAGAUUCAGUUUCACCUUGUUCCUGAACAUUUCCUUCCUCGUCAUAGUGUUUUGUGUUUCUCUUAUGCCCCACUUCUACUCUUCAGAACCUUCAGAUUAUGUUUUUCUGAAGAGCAACCGGUUUGGCUUGAGGGGGGAUGAAGAAGAUUGCAAAAGUUUUCACAAAUUGAGGGACUCAAAAGCCAAGUGCUUGUACUUGAAAUCCAAUGAUCCAUGUGUUUCUCAGGGUUAUGUUGAUUACCUUUACCUUUUCUAUUGCAAAUUAGGGGGUUCCCCUCUAUUGGGUCACGGUCUUUUGUUUCUUUGGCUUUUGGUUCUGUUCUAUCUGUUGGCCAACACUGCCUCUGAUUACUUUUGUCCUUCUCUUGAGAACUUGUCCAAACUGCUGAGGCUCUCUCCCACAAUUGCUGGGGUGACUCUUCUCUCUCUUGGCAAUGGUGCUUGUGAUGUUUUUUCCACCCUUGUCUCUUUCAAGGGUAGUGGGACCCAGGACAUUGGUUUCAACACUGUGCUUGGAGGUACUUCCUUUGUUUCCUGUGUUGUGGUUGGAAUAGUGAGCAUUUCAAUUAGGCAUAGGGAGAUUCGGAUCAAGAAGUGGGCGUUGGUGAGAGAUGUUUGUUUUCUUCUCUUGGUUCUUCUCUGUUUGUUAAUAAUUUUGAUCACUGGUGAGGUCAGUGUUCCUGGGGCAAUUGGUUUUUGCUUGAUUUAUGUGGUCUAUGUGGUGGUUGUUUAUGUCUCAUCUAACCGAGUGAAGAAAGGUGUGUUUGGAGAUGCUGAUGCUGACUGUGAUCGUGAUUUGAGUCAUGGUGGCGGCAAUGAUUUAGGUGUCCCUUUGCUCAGUGAGAUGGAGAAAGGACUCGCAAAUACAGCUCAGGAAUGUGACAUGAAAAUUGGGAGGAAAUGUUGCUGUUUAAAAUCUUCAAUUUGUAGAAUGUUACUUUUUGCAAUGGAGAUGCCCCUUUACUUGCCAAGGAGAUUGACAAUUCCUGUUAUUUGUGAAGAGCGAUGGUCCAAAGGGUAUGCAGUUUGUUCAGCUAUGCUAGCUCCACUUCUAUUGUCUUUCUUGUGGGUAUCAAGCAAGGAAGACAGCUUCAACUCAAGCCUUAUUGUAUAUGGAAUUGGAUUGUUGGUUGGGAUUACAUUAGGGGUGACAGUAUUUUUCACAACCAAUGUGUCAAGCCCUCCAAGGAAGUACCUGUUUCCUUGGCUUGCAGGAGGAUUUGUGAUGAGUGUGACUUGGAGCUACAUUUCAGCUCAAGAAUUGGUGGGGUUGUUGGUUUCACUUGGUUACAUAUGUGGAGUUAGUCCUUCAAUUCUGGGGCUAACAGUUCUUGCCUGGGGGAAUUCACUUGGGGAUUUAGUGACAAAUUUGACAUUGGCUUUGUAUGGUGGAGCACAAGGUACUCAAAUAGCAAUAUCAGGAUGUUAUGCUGGCCCUAUCUUCAAUAUAGUGGUUGGAUUGGGCUUAUCUCUUGUGAGCACUACUUUUUCUCAGUACCCAGCUGUUGUUGUUUUCCCUAGAGAUCCAUAUCUUUGGGAGACAUUAGCACUUUUGGCAGUUGGAUUGGUUUGGGCUCUUGUUGUGUUGAUUAGAAGAGACAUGAAACUUGAUGCACUGUUGGGAGGAGGGCUUCUGGUUAUUUACUUCAUUUCUCUGUUUCUGAGGCUGAUUCAGUCACUUGGGUCUCUCCAAUUUCAGGAUGUGUUAAACUCACUCUUCAUAAGAUGA
Sphenostylis stenocarpa is the source of this 1737-nucleotide messenger RNA. Lineage: Eukaryota; Viridiplantae; Streptophyta; Magnoliopsida; Fabales; Fabaceae. The record is from the annotation of a GenBank genome assembly.